GAAGAGGUGUAGGAGGGAAUCCUAGACUGCUCCGCUGCAGUGGCGGUGGCGCGGCGGUAUAAAAAGUAGUGUCACAUAUGGGUUGCGGUGGCUGAGCUGGGUCCCGUUGAAUUUAUCCAACGUCCCUGCACCACUGCAGGUUGAUUCUUCCAAGCAAAACCUCCGCAAUUAAUUCCCAUUUAUUUCUUCUCCUAACAAAAUUUAAUUAUAUUCCUACUUUGAUCUGCUAUUGCAAUAGUCCUAUCUAUCGAUUCUAUCCUAUCUCAUCACCAUCCCAUCUGCCAUCAUCUUCUAUUCAACUCUCUUUCGUAUUUGCACUAAUUAAGGCAAAUUCCAGCCGUUUCUGCUCCUACCUCUCUGAUUCUUGCACUCUUUUCCUUGUGCAACUUCUUGCUCUUGUAGUCUUGUUGCUGCAUAGAACACGUGAGGAAAGUUGGAGUUGAGAUGCAUAGCUUCAAGUCCACUGUAACACAACAAGCUAUUGCUCUCACCACUUCUGAUGUGUAUUGCCAUUCUCAGCCAUCAUUUUACAUCAGGGGUGAAGAAGGUAGUAGAAAUGGGGCUCGCUUUUCAGAUCUUGGGGAGCUGGAGCAGUCUCCUGGAAAUGGGUUUCAUCAUGAUGAUGCUUUGAACUUAAGCAGAAGCUCAAUGUACAAUGAUUUGAAGGCAAGCAAUGUUUCUGUUGUGUCUAGUAACUUGCAGUUUGGUGGCCUCAACAACAGCUUGGGUUCAGCAGAGAUGGUUUCAUCUGCAACAGGGGUUGACUCAGGCCAAUUCAUGUCACACAAGGGGCCAAUUGUGGAUUUCUGCGGCGGUGGUGGUGCUAUGGGAAAUGGCCAGUUUGAAAACUGGGGUGAUUCAGGGGUGGUGGCAGAUCACAGCCAGCAGACUGACACUUCUACAGACACUGAUGACAAAAAUCAGUAUCCUGUAGUGCACAAUGAGAGAUUGAUGGGCGCGGACUCUAUGGACCAAUUGAAUGAGAAAAUCGGAGACCAAAAGACAUUGCGUAGGCUAGCUCAGAAUCGUGAAGCAGCUCGGAAGAGCCGAAUGAGGAAAAAGGCCUAUGUUCAACAGCUUGAGAAUAGUCGGCUAAAGCUCACGCAACUAGAGCAGGAGCUGAAAAAAGUACGGCAGCAGGGUGCGUUAGCCGCAUCUGGAUAUCAUGCAGAUCAUUCUCUAGGUGGAAAUGGGACUAUGGCAUUUGACCUAGAUUAUGCGAGAUGGCUUGAUGAACACCAGCGGCUGAUUAAUGAUCUCAGAACUGCUGUAAAUUCUCAUGUGGGCGACAGUGAACUCCGGCUUCUUGUUGAGGGCAUGAUGUCUCAUUAUGAUGAGAUAUUCCGCCUUAAGAGUGCUGGUGCAAAAUCAGACGUCUUUCACAUGCUUUCGGGCAUGUGGAAGACUCCGGCUGAGAGGUGCUUCAUGUGGUUAGGAGGAUUUUGCUGCUCUGAGGUUCUCAAGAUACUCGGAAACCAAAUCGAGCCAUUAACAGAGCAACAGCUGGUGGGGAUUUGCAACCUGCAGCAAUCCUCCCAACAGGCUGAGGAUGCCUUGUCUCAAGGAAUGGAAGCUCUUCAACAGUCGCUCGUAGAGACACUCUCCUCAAACGCCCUCGCCCCUCGUAACUCUGCAAACAUGGCUGACUAUAUGGGGCAGAUGGCCAUUGCCAUGAGCAAGCUUGCCACACUUGAGAAUUUCCUUCAUCAGGCAAGUAUCCUUUCCAAAUACGAAAACCUCGUGUAUCAAUUCACCAUAAUAAAACUUCUAAAAGUUUUGAAUUUUACACCAACAGGCCGACCUCCUGAGACUCCAGAUGUUGCAACAACUGCAACGAAUACUAACAACUCGUCAAGCUGCUCGUGCUCUUCUUGCCAUCAGUGAUCACAGAUCAAGGCUCCGAGCUCUGAGCUCGUUGUGGCUAGCACGCCCUAAGGAAUGAUAUUGCUGUCUUCUUAUGUUCGUCGACACCCUACUUUGCCUACUAGCCCGCCAUGUAAGUAAAAGCAUUUUCUAGUGAGACAUGUUGAUCCAUAGCUUAGCGGAGAACCUUUUUCUGUAUCAAAGAAUCGUUUAUGCACUGCAAUUUCUUGAUGAUCAA
This is a messenger RNA of Salvia splendens (bonfire salvia), 2101 nucleotides long. RefSeq names its product transcription factor TGA2.3. The transcript has 11 exons. Lineage: Eukaryota; Viridiplantae; Streptophyta; Magnoliopsida; Lamiales; Lamiaceae. The record is from RefSeq and is a predicted model, not a curated record. The coding region runs from base 445 to 1884 and encodes 479 amino acids. Gene Ontology annotation, molecular function: sequence-specific DNA binding; DNA-binding transcription factor activity. Gene Ontology annotation, biological process: DNA-templated transcription; regulation of DNA-templated transcription.